AUGGCUCGUAAGCGUAAGGGCCAGGCCCUUAACGACUGGCCCAAGGAUCUCAACGACAUUCCGUACAUCCGUUGGAUGAACCAGCAGAUCGCCAACGAGCGCCAUCCGAGGAGAUUAUCCGCGCCGCCCGUGCUCGACGGCCAGGGAUCCAGUGCACAGUCACCCACCGCGGCCCCGUCACGUGUGCGCCGCCAGCCUGCAAGGACGGCGGCAACACACCGGCCUGUCGUGGAGCAAGAGGGUGACGAUGCUGAUGAUGACGACCGCGACGAAGGCAUCGACACCGAAGACGAGGAGGAAGAACCGGAAGACCUUGGGAUGUCGCCCAGCGACGACGACGACGACGAUGAGGACGCCGAGGAUGACGCGGAGGAGGAAGCGCAACCUGUUGCCCAGCCGCCGAAACGGAGCGCCGCUCGCGCAUCUGGGACUGACAAGGGCAAAGGCAAGGCGGUGCCACCACCGCCACGCCAGGAGCCACGGAAGAAGCGGUCGGCUGCACCAGUCGAGAGGGGCUUAUGGUCGGACAAGGAGAGCACCAUCUUCGCCGCGGCAAAGUUGUUCAUCCGAAUACUCGCGCACAUCAAGGAGUCGAACCCUGGAUGGUGCAGGGGGGUCAACGCGUUGCAGAAGCAGUGGCGUAACUUGAUGCUCCUUUGGCGGGAGUACAAGCGUGGCGACGGGGGGUCGGGCAACGGCUCGGUGGAGAAACCACCGUGGUAUCCGUACCUCGAGCUGCACAACCAGGACACUGCCGCAGCUGCACCGCAUGCGGUGGACGGCGGCGGCGCGACUAAUGUCAACGUGCCGGCCGACAUGGAGAUUCCAAGUUCGUCACAGCCAGGCACGUCAACACCAUGCUUUAUUGGUGAGUCGAGCUUCUAUAACCGUAACAAUGCUACGCAUUCCUUUCAUUGA
This is a messenger RNA of Closterium sp. Yama58-4, 918 nucleotides long. The record is from the annotation of a GenBank genome assembly. Lineage: Eukaryota; Viridiplantae; Streptophyta; Zygnematophyceae; Desmidiales; Closteriaceae.